GAUAAUUUAAUUUGUCAAAAAGCGUCGACCACGGAACGAGUUGAGAUUUUAAUAUUUUGGAAGCUUUACAUAUCUGUAGAACUUGUUUGAUAACAUCUUAAGAUUGUUUUUUUUUAUAUUGUCAGCAGCAUUUUCUGAUACGGCACAUAUAAAUACGUUAAUGUUAGCCACAGAGCAAAUACUUUUACACAAAUAAUUUAAUAUGUAUUAUACUUUAAAAGAAUUAUUUUAAUAAACAUUAAGCUAAAAUUUUUUGUGACAAUCUGCAGUUCAAGACUUUGACGCUAAUUUGGCGCGCUGCUAAUAAGAUAUUACUACCAUUGAUUUGAGUUCAAUGGAGGUGUAACAGAAUGUCAACAGAAAACUGAAAUUAUAAAGAUAUUAGGAAAACAUAUUUGAAUUGUUUCGUCACUUGGGUGUUACGUGCAUACAUUAGAUUUUAUCUGUCUUGUAACUAAAGAAAAUUAUAAUGGGUGAUUCUGACUUAACUUAUGGAUCAUCCCUGAAUGUAGAUUCUAUAAAGGUGAUAUCUGAAAGUGUCGGCAUAGCAAGUCUUGGGGAUGAUGCUGCUAAGGAACUAGCAGAUGAUGUUUCCUUUAGAUUAAAAGUAAUUGUUCAAGAUGCUAUGAAAUUCAUGCAUCAUUCAAAAAGACAAAAACUUUCUAUUACAGAUAUAGACAAUGCUUUAAAAAUAAAAAACACUGAAGCCCAGUAUGGUUUUGUGCAGCCUGACUCAUUGCCAUUCAGGUUUGCAUCUGGUGGUGGUAGAGAGCUACAUUUUAUAGAGGAGAAAGAAAUUGAUUUAUCAGAAAUACUGUCAGCUCCACCCCCAAAAAUUCCUCUUGAUGUGUCCUUGAGAGCACACUGGCUUAGUGUUGAUGGGGUUCAGCCAACUGUUCCCGAGAAUCCGCCACCAUUAUCCAAAGAGGCACAAAAAUUGGAGUCAGUUGAUCCUGUUUCUAAAUUAAGCAAGCCUGCCAAUAAAGAUUCAGCAGGAAAACCAGUUAGUGGUAAAGCAGCUAGACUUAAAGCCUCAGAGUCUGUCCAUGUUAAACAACUUGCAACACACGAGCUUAGUGUGGAACAACAGCUAUAUUAUAAGGAAAUCACAGAAGCAGGUGUGGGCAGUGAUGAGGGACGGAGAGCUGAAGCCCUGCAAUCACUGGCAUGUGAUCCUGGCCUACAUGAGAUGUUGCCAAGGAUGUGUACAUUUAUAUCAGAGGGUGUAAAAGUCAAUGUUGUCCAGAAUAACUUGGCUCUCCUUAUUUAUUUGAUGAGAAUGGUGAAAGCAAUGUUGGACAAUCAAUCACUUUAUUUAGAAAAAUAUCUUCAUGAAUUGAUUCCAUCAGUCUCAACGUGUAUAGUGUCCCGACAGCUUUGUACGCGGCCAGAAGUUGACAACCACUGGGCGCUCCGAGACUUCGCCGCUCGACUAAUGGCCCAGCUGUGCAAAACAUUUAAUACUUCUACUAAUAAUCUACAAACAAGAGUUACAAGGUUGUUUGCAAAAGCCCUGCAAUGUCCAUCACAAACAAACAACGAAAGUGGACCGUCAAUGGUUGCUUCUAUGAAGGAAUCUGAGAAGACUCCUUUAGCCUCGCUCUAUGGAGCAGUCCAAGGUUUAGCUGAGUUGGGUCCUGAGGUGGUGAAGGUAUUUAUCCUGCCUCGUGUACGAUGGUUAGGCGAGCGUGUGGAGGGUGCGCUAGGUGGGGCUGCGGGCGCAGACCGUGUAGCUGCGAGCAACCUUAAACACCAGUUACUCAAGGUGUUGGCUCCAGUAGUGCGACAGCUUCGUCAACCGCCCGACCUUCCUGAUGACUACAAACGCGAGUACGGCUACCUCGGUCCGAGUCUACAGCAAGCUGUGAGUAAGCUGCGGUCGUCUCCGACAGGCGGCGGCGGAGGCGGCGCGGUGGCCGUGUUGCCGUGUACCCCGCCUCUGCUACCUCACCCGCCAUCACCCGCACCACACGCCAAGUCCAUCGAGUCAAUAUCGACCCGUAACGUUGUGAUUACAUCAGGCGCCCCCUCCCCCGCGCCCUCAACACCUCCGCCGCAGAAAUUCGUCAUAGUAGCCUCGCAACAGAAGACGCAACAGAACCAACCAGCCAGUGGGUCCGGUCACAUAGUAGUUCAUAGCUCGCAGCCUACCAUCGUCCGCAGUCAAAAUUCGGUGGUGGUGACGAGCGGGCCGGCGGGAGCACAGCCGCCGCAGAAGCUGGUGGUGGUGGGGGUGAACCCCCUGCACACAGCACACUCGCAACACUCACCGCUGCAGGCCACCACCACGGUGUCGGGCGUCAGUCAGGCGCCCGUGUCAGUGGUCGCCAAGCCGGUGUUCGCUCGCGGCGGCUCGGCCCCGCAGCCUCCGCCGGAGCUGGACGACCUGUCGCACCUCGCUUGACGUCCGCGCACCGUUAGCUUCAUCAUAAAAGACGGCCGCAAGCUGACUUGACCCCGGCUUAUGCUGCUGUACCCCGCGGGGACCUCCCGUCCUCCGCUGGGCGUGCUGCGCUUCUCGGGCCCCCGGGCCCCCACACCCACAGCCUCCACGAGCAGGCCUGCGAGCAGUCCCCCGCGCUCGUCCGGUUCGGAUGAUGCUUCACAGUAAAGUGUCACGCCUCCCGUGCACCGUUUCAUUGACUUUGUAUUUCUGGACCGCAUUUGACGUUUAUAUUCGUUUUUGUCGUUUAGUGUAAAUAUGAAAUGUCGAAGUCUUUGUUGUAUUUUGUUAAAUGUGAAUCGCUCGCUGGUCUAUGACCAGUUGGGUUGUUUGUGUGACAUGGAUCGUUUGAUGGGAAUCGGUUGAGUAUAUUUUAUGUAGAUUAUCAUAGUUAUGUGUCUAAAUGUUGUAUUUAAUUAAGUUUUAUAUUGUAUUUUUUAAGAAUUUAGAUAAUUUUGUAUGAUUUAUAACGCCGCGCACGUGACUGGCUUUCCGAUUUGUCUAAGAUUGAAUAUAAUAUAUAAUAAAAGAGACAUAACGUAUUUCA
This is a messenger RNA of Danaus plexippus (monarch butterfly), 2990 nucleotides long. Its product is annotated as transcription initiation factor TFIID subunit 6-like. Gene Ontology annotation, biological process: transcription initiation at RNA polymerase II promoter; RNA polymerase II preinitiation complex assembly. Bases 470 to 2404 code for a protein of 644 amino acids. The transcript has 12 exons. Lineage: Eukaryota; Metazoa; Arthropoda; Insecta; Lepidoptera; Nymphalidae. The record is from RefSeq and is a predicted model, not a curated record. Gene Ontology annotation, cellular component: transcription factor TFIID complex; SLIK (SAGA-like) complex; SAGA complex. Gene Ontology annotation, molecular function: protein heterodimerization activity; transcription coactivator activity; RNA polymerase II general transcription initiation factor activity.